This is a messenger RNA of Fusarium coffeatum, 1569 nucleotides long. RefSeq lists its product as uncharacterized. The transcript is spliced from 4 exons. Lineage: Eukaryota; Fungi; Ascomycota; Sordariomycetes; Hypocreales; Nectriaceae. Gene Ontology annotation, biological process: protein phosphorylation. Gene Ontology annotation, molecular function: ATP binding; protein kinase activity. Bases 1 to 1569 code for a protein of 522 amino acids. The record is from RefSeq and is a predicted model, not a curated record.
AUGUCCGAUCCUUUUGCCCCGCGCUCUAUGAAGCGCAAGAACGUCAAAGGUCUCGCCCUGAAAGCAGCUGCCCCUCGACCCCCGCCAACCGCCGAGACCAGCAACCAUGAAUACAGUGGAAGCCAAGAUGCUGGCAGAGAUGAGCAACUAGAAAUUGGUAUUGAAUACAAACUGGACUUGCGACCUGAGGAUCUCGAAAUCCUCAAGGAACUAGGGUCUGGUAAUGGUGGUACUGUCAGCAAAGUCAAGCACCUUACAACCGGGACCGUUAUGGCUCGCAAGGUAAUUCAUGUCGAAGCCAAGCGAGAGAUACGGAAGCGAAUCGUCCGAGAACUUCAAAUUAUGCAUGGAUGCCAUUCAGACUACAUCGUGACGUUCUACGGCGCCUUUUUAACCCCGAACAACGAUGUGAUCAUGUGUAUGGAAUAUAUGGACGUUGGUUCUCUCGACCGAGUUUCCAGGGUCUUUGGUCCCGUACGAGUUGAUGUUUUGGGCAAGAUUGCCGAAGCCACUUUGGGUGGCUUGACAUACCUUUACACAAAGCACCAUAUCAUGCAUCGUGAUAUCAAACCAUCCAAUAUCUUGGUCAAUUCAAGGGGUGGAAUCAAGCUUUGUGACUUUGGAGUCUCCGGUGAGCUUGUCAAUUCUAUCGCUGAUACUUUUGUUGGAACCUCCACCUACAUGGCCCCUGAAAGAAUUCAGGGUGAAAAGUACACGGUCAAGUCCGAUGUCUGGAGUUUCGGCCUCAGCAUUAUGGAACUCGCGAUUGGCAAGUUUCCUUUUGCGGCUAGUGAGCAGGUAUCGGACGGUGACUUCGCUCCUGCGGGCAUCCUGGACUUGUUGCAGCAGAUUGUUCACGAGCCAGCUCCGAAGCUACCUAAGAGCGAUGCUUUCCCUAGUAUCCUUGAUGAUAUGAUCCAAAAAUGUCUUUAUAAGGAGCCUGAGCGUCGACCGACUCCCCAAGAGCUCUUCGACCGCGAUCAUUUUGUACAAGCCGCCAAGCGUACGCCGGUUGAUCUCAGGGAAUGGGCUGUUGGCAUGAUGGAACGUGACAACAGGAAAUCGCACCUGGCCCCCCAGCUCUCUCCUUCGACGCAGGACCUCCUUCGCUCGAGUGAUUCUCCUACCCAAUCUCAGCAGGCUCAAGCUCAGGCUCAGGCUCAAGCUCAAGCUCAACCCGAAGAGCGUUCUCAUACUCCCACGUCUGGGGAGAUCCCUAUUGGGGGUGCUGGUAUUACCUCUCCUCGCGAUCAAUACGGUUCAAGCCAAAGCCGAUCACCACCUCGAAACGGAUACGGCUCUUCCCGAACACCUGCUUCCGCACACCCUGGACUGGGAUCCAGAGUUGUUACGACAAAUUCCAUCCCCAAGGUUUCGGGCUACCCUGAAAACGUCGGUCCCGCGAGCGCAAACGCUACAACUUUUAGUCUACCUGUCCGGCCAGCUCCCCCAGGUGGCCCUCUGCCGCCAGCUCCGCCUCGAAAAGAAACACCUGAUGAGUUGCGAAGAGAGAACAGGAGACAGGCAACUUUCGGUUUGCCGCCCAACCCAGGCUACGGCAUGCAGUAG